AUGAGUAGUGCAGAUAUUUUGACGCUCCGCUGUGGUGGGAUGAUGGAUGGCUCUCUGCGUUACCAGACCAUCCCCUCGCGGUGUUCGGCGUGCGGGCGGCACACGCGUGGUGCCUCCUCCAUGGUGCGUAUCUCUGCCGGGGAGAUGGAGUCCUACCACCGCUUUCUGGGGGUGUGUCAGAAGACUGAGUCAGCCACGGGGAGAAGUAUGUCCUCCCUCUCUUCCCUCUCACCCUCCUUCUCAGCACCUCUCCUUCACUCCACCCCCCUGCCCUCUGUCAGGUAGUUGAUUGAUGGGAUGCUGCUAAGGCCCUGCUAUAUGUAAAUGCUUUGGUGAGAUUUCAUUAGUCUGCUGCUGCUAUCUGAGGUAUGCCUUUCCUUCUAAUAUUAGACUGAUGCAUUUCUGAAUAGGCAUGGCAGUUCUCACCUUCUCAGACAUGCUUACUGUAUGCCAGGUUGCUUUCCUAUUUGCAUGUCAAAUGGCUUGCAUUGUCCAGGAUAGAAAGCUCCACAUCACAACAACCUUUAAAAUAAUACUUGAGUAGAACAUGUCUUAUACCAUGCAUGCAAGCAUGCACAAUUUUGAUUGUUUCCCUCUUUGGAGAAGUGGCAAUGACAGCAGAAAAAAACAGCUCCAGGUUUUUAUAAAAAAACAUCUGAAUCAGCGUGUCUAUGGUUGGAUAAAGCUGUCCUGUCUGACUGUUUUCAAUAUGUGGGAAAAGACUAGCUGGCAGUAUGUCUCAAUGCCCCAAAGUUUAAUGAUAUCACAAAAUAACCUACCCAGAAGCCGUUGAUGGUCCCACAAACCCUCAAUGCCUAGACAUUCUCUCUUAUGUGUGAUUAUCCCUUGCAAUUGAAUGUACAGCAUUUGUCAAAUAGUCACCUAUGGUAUCCAGUUAGCUGCCAAGCCUAUGUCCUUAUAAUAUAAUAAUAUAAUGUCCUUCAGGGCAUCUGGUUCAAAAUAUGUGUAUCUAAAGAUUUAAAUGCAAUUAAAUUGUUUGGGUACGUUCAAGUAAGGAUAUGUGUCACUUUUUGCUCUUCCUGGACUGUCUGUAUCCGAAGGUGGAUCUGAGAUAAUGUUCUUUAGUCGGAACAAAGUGACACAUUCUAUUGCCAGAAAGCAGUUUCCGAAUCUGUCCAAGUGGAAUUCCAAGAAGUAUUUGAUUGUAAAUAGGAGAAUGGGGUAUCCAUCUUAAUGUCAUGAGUGUAUGACUGAAACCAUAAUGACCAUCACAUGGCUUUGACGUCUCUUCCUCAGAGAUCCUUUCAUCUCUUAGCACCAUAAUGAUGUCCAUUCGUUCUGUUCCUAGGACAAGUUUCCACAUGAAUGUUGGCCAGAAUUCAUGGUCAAAAUCCCAAUUUGUUGCCCUAUUUUUUUCCCAAUCGGUUGGUUGGUAUUCCCUCCACCUGAAGUUGAGAUUAUUACACAGCUGGGGUUCGUUCAACUUCCAAAGACAGCUUGCUUAGCUUUCAUUUGAUAUCCAUCACUAGGGGAGUUUUGUUUUUGGAAGAUAAAUGGACCUGUCUGACACAUCCUUUUAUUGUUUUCUUGUAAGGCUGCCCUUUUCCUGAGUGUCAAUGGGAAACGUGCUCUUUUGGAUGUACACUACCAGUCAAAAGAUUGGACAAACCUACUCAUUCAAGUUUUAUUUUUACUAUUUUCUACAUUGUAGAAUAAUAGUGAAGACAUCAAAACUAUGAAAUUACACAUAUGGAAUCAUGUAGUAACCAAAAAAGUGUUAAACAAAUCAAAAUAUAUUUUAUAUUUGAGAUUCUUCAAAGUAGCCACCCUUUGCGUUGAUGACAGCUUUGCACACUAUUGGUAUUCUCUCAACCAGCUUCAUGAGGUAGUCACCUGGAAUGCAUUUCAAUUAACAGGUGUGCCUUUGUGGAAUUGAUUUCCUUCUUAAUGCGUUUGAGCCAAUCAGUUGUGUUGUGACAAGGUAGGGGGUAUACAGAAGAUUGCCCUAUUUUGUAUAAGACCAAGUCAAUAUUAUGGCAAGAACAGCUCAAAUAAGCAAAGAGAAAUGACAGUCCAUCAUUACUUUAAGACAUGAAUCUCAGUCAAUACGGAACAUUUCAAGAACUUUGAAAGUUUCUUCAAGUGCAGUCGCAAAAACCAUCAAGUGCUAUGAUGAAACUGGCUCUCAUGAGGACCGCCACAGGAAUGGAAGACCCAGAGUUACCUCUGCUGCAGAGGAUAAGUUCAUUAGAGUUGCCAGAAAUUGCAGCCCAAAUAAAUGCUUCACAGAGUUCAAGUAACAGACACAUCUCAACAUCAACUGUUCAGAGGGGAAUGUGUGAAUCAGGCCUUCAUGGUCAAAUUGCUGCAAAGAAACCACUACUAAAGGACACCAAUAAGAAGAAGAGACCUGCUUGGUCCAAGAAACACGAGCAAUGGACAUUAGACAGGUGGAAAUGUGUUGUUUGCUCUGGAGUCCAAAUUGGAGAUUUUUGGUUCCAACCGCCAUGUCUUUGUGAGACGCGGUGUGGAUGAACGGAUGAUCUCCGCAUGUGUAGUUACCACCGUAAAGCAUGGAGGAGGAGGUGUUAUGGUGUGGGGGUGCUUUGCUGGUGACACUGUCUGUGAUUUAUUUAGAAUUCAAGGCACACUUAACCAGCAUGGCUACCACAGCAUUCUGCAGCGAUACGCCAUCACAUCUGGUUUGGGCUUAGUGGGACUAUCAUUUGUUUUUCAACAGGACAAUGACCCAACACACCUCCAGGCUGUGUAAGGGCUAUUUUACCAAGAAGGAGAGUGAUGGAGUGCUGCAUCAGAUGACCUGGCCUCCACAAUCCCCCGACCUCAACCCAAUUGAGAUGGUUUGGGAUGAGUCGGACCGCAGAGUGAAGGAAAAGCAGCCAACAAGUGCUCAGCAUAUUUGGGAACUCCUUCAAGACUGUUGGAAAAGCAUUCCAGGUGAAGCUAAGAGUGUGCAAAGCUGUCAUCAAGGCAAAGGGUGGCUACUUUGAAGAAUCUCAAAUAUAAAAUAUAUUUUGAUUUGUUUAACACUUUUCUUGGUUACUACAUAAUUCCAUAUGUGUUAUUUCAUAGUUUUGAUGUCUUCACUAUUAUUCUACAAAAUAAAGAAAAACCCAAACUUUGACUGGUACUGUAUGUCGAUUUACGAACCAAAAUAUCUACUAUAUUCAAACUUCCUCUCCAACAAUAUUGAAGGAGAUUACAUCAGUACUGUUUGUAGAUCCAUGACCAUGGAGAUGUCCUGAGUACAUAUGGAAUUGUAUACUGUAUAGAUGUACUGUAUGUGACACUGCUUUGUGAGAAAAUUAGCAACGCUAGCACUGCGAUGCAGUGCCUUAGACCACUGCGCCACUCGGGAAUCUUCUUAGAGAGAGAAAUAUUAGCAGUCUCAUAUUCUCCCUGUGUGUGGAUAUCAGUGUGAUCGUGAGGCCUUCCCCUCCCCCACAAGCACUGGUGGAGGGUGAUGGUGGAGAGAUGCUUGGCCUAGUUCUUCCAAAAACACUACCUCACUCUGUUUUAUGGGCUCCUGCUCCGCUCAGCAUGGAGUGUUGGUCACAGCUUCUCAUGUCCCUUUAGUUAAAUAAAUAUUCCACCCAAAAACUAUAUUUUGGUAUUUGUUUCAUUAGUCCAUUGUUGACAUAGUCCCAAAAUGUUUUGCUUGUCAGCACUCAAGUAUUCAAGAUAUGUAACUUUUAAAAUACAGAAUUUGCAUUAUAUGAUGCAAAACACAGCAUCAUGUGAUGCAAAAUGUAUCAUACAGGGAUGAUUUCUGUAUUUUGAAAGUUACAUAUCUUGGAAAUGUGAGUGCUGUCAAGCAAAACAUUUUGGGACUAUGUCAACAAUGGACUAACGAAACAAAUACCAAAAGAUAGUUUUUGGGUGGAAUAAGUGUGAUUAGUGUGUGGCAUUUAGGCUAUAUGUGGUGGAUAUUGUAGGCUACGCUUUUCAUACAAAAAACUUGAGUGUAUAUGUGACGUGUUUCUUCCAUUUGGAAAGAGAACAAUGCAAAAUGUAUCAACAUAUUGAUUUGCACUCCUUCCCAACAACUGUCUGUCUCCUUAUUUUGUCCUCAAUAAUGGCCUUUUGUUACGUAACCCUGUAACACUAGGCUUAUUGUCUGUGUGUGAGGUCCAUGGUGGCUCAGGCAGGCAGGUCGACAGGGCAGAGAGGGAGUCUAGCUAACUUCCUGUCUACCUGUUCAGACACAGCUGAUCUCCCUGCUGUAGACUGCUGCUGACCUGCCAAGUGAUUAAACCCAGAGCUAAUUAUCCCAUAAUAGCCGAUCUACUGGCUGCUUUCUCUUUCUCCCGCUCUUAUUGAGGCUACAUGCAGGCGCACAAUUACCCGCUGUCCCUGGGUGGGUGAAGAAAGAUUGUUUACAAAAUCAAGGGUAGAGUUUUAAGUCUAAACCCUGACAUAGAUUCAAAGUACCACAUGGAGUGAGGUUUUUUAAAUGAAAUGUGUUUAUGAAAUUGUAUACUAAAUUAAGGUCCCUUAAAACAUGGUUUUCAUGUUGUCGUUUGUGACGAUUGUAACACAUUUCAUGUGGCAAACUGGACAGCACAUGUUUCAGUGAAUCUCACUAUUUUGGAAUCCAGUGUACAAUGGGAAGGAAAGCUACUUAUUUAACAUACAAUGCCUCCGUAGCUGCCACCGGUGUUUUGGAACAUACUUCCUCUAGGACCAUAAACACCCUUGUCUUACCAUGCAGCUGCUCUGAGAAGGGGGAUGGAGGGAGGGAGGGGGGUCACGUUCAGUCAUCCAGAGAGAGAACAGAGGAGAGACAGAGAGUCAGAUCAGAAAGGGGUGCACAGUCAGCAUUUGACUUUAAUGAAGAGGGAUGAUGCUGAAGGGAGGAGAACACCAGAGCACAACACAUAAUUAACUUUCUUUCUUUCUUUCUACCUACCUACCUACCUACCUACCUACCUACGGGGCUGCCCCCCCCCCCCCUCCCCAACUUAAAGAGGCAGUAAGCAGUGUGUUUCUUCUCCCUCCUCCCUGAAUCCUGAUAGGUUGUUUGUGUGGCUGCUGUGCACUGAGAGAGCCUUGUGAGAGAUUAGAGUGGAGCUGUGAGACGCAGCUAGGGCUGGAAAAAUUGUCCAAAGAAACAGAUGCACUCCUUCCUUAGAAAAUACUUUCCGAGCUGUGUGUGUCUGGCGUUACUUACUCGGGAAGUAUGAAGAGGUGAAAGGGGAUGAAAAUGGUUGAAAAACGUGUUUUGAGAAACUUCCGCUGCUGGCUGUGUGAUUUCGCCCCGUCGCCUGGAUUAGUGUGACUUUUCUCUCUCUUCACACCCGACUAUAGUGGCACUAUGAUUAAGAGAACCAGACCUGUCAUAGGUAAGGUAUUUCGACUCCCCUCGUUCGCUGCCUCUCUGUCGGGAGUUAUAGGGUGUUUACAUGCCAAACAGAGACACGUUUGUUCUCACUCAUGUUGCUAGCCUUAGUCCUAGACUUUAUUUCCAUUACAACAGAAUACCAAGAGGCUGAUAUAUUCUUCAGUGUUUCUUCUGAGGAGCUCAAGGGACUCUUGCCUGUCUGUCCAUAGUUAAUGCUGAGGGACAAAAUGCCUCCGUUUUUUUGUAGUUUUCUGUGGGGGAGUGUGCCUCAGGCUUUUAUGACUUUCUGUUGGCGGCCAACUGUGUGUGAAAUUAAAUUGUUGCGUGAUAAACGUUAUGUAGGCUACAAAUAUAUAACAUUGUUGUAAUUUCUUUGUGUAAUUUAUCCAGUCCUCUACUCAUUAUUUCACAACAGCUGCAAUGUUGUUAAUUAGUAGGCUAAGCAAUUAUGCUUUUUGAGCCUUUACUGAGCCUUUGUAUAAAUAGAUUUACAGGGAAUGUAGGGUAAAGUGAAGUAGGCUACUUGAUUUAGGGAAUUCUCGGAUCUUGUACAUGAUCAUAUAACUCACCAUAGCUAAUGAUUGAAAGGAUACCUGGUUGCCCUCCAUGUAGUUUGAGGUAAGCGAACGUUAAACAUAUAUUCAAUAAAUUAUGUACUUUCCAGGAAGAGAAAAUGGUGCCCUGAUCUGCAGCAAGCAUACAGUACAACUCUCUCAUGGGAAUCAUAAAAGUUUAGGGUUGUUCAAUUGUUGCCAGUCAAAUAGGUCCAUAUCUUACAAUAUUGCAUUGCACUUUGACCCUUAUGCAAUCAACAAUCUUUAAUAUCCACUGUUAAUGGAUAAUACAUUCAGACAGUAUACAACACUGCUUGGUUUAGGGGAAAAUACAGUAUGUACUGUAAGUCCUCAUAUCCAGUAGAUGUGUUCUUGUAGCUGAGAGUGAAUGUGUAUGUUUCUGCUCAUUGGAGCAGAUGGAGAAGGCUGAAGGCUCCCUUGCACAAGGUGAGGUGAACACUGGGAUGAGGUGUGUGGAGCGCAGAGGACGGUGCCCCUCUGUGUUGCCAUGGCAUUAAUUCAUGGCGUCUCCACACGUUGCUGGCACAACCUGCCACAGAAUCAACACCGUGUGGACAACACACCCACCAGACUAAAAAUACAGCACAUAUGACUGACUAGGGCCUGGAGUUUAUCCUGACCACGUGAUCUGACUAUAGGGAAAACUCUGGAUGGCCAGGACUGGAUAAAGUGCAGUGUGUGUUAAUACACUCCUUUUAUACCAUGGCCAGACAGAGGGUGUUUUGUUCACAGUGAAAAGCUAGCUGCAGUGUGCUUCAGGCCAGGGUGACCCCAAACCAUUAAGGCAGACUGAUGGAGCUUCAUCAACCCUCCUUCCCCUCCUCCCCUCCAAGCAUCCAGAAUAACUACUAAGUCUUACAGGAACAACACAAUGAAAGGAUGAUCUGUGUGAAAGGGGGAUACUGUUGCUACCACAGCUUGUAAUGGAAAUCUAACAAAGGCACACAAAGCUCAUCUGCAUUCACAGCUAAAGGUCUUGACUGCGAGGGGCAGCGUUACACAUGGAGACCACUGUUUGAGAGAGAACAGACACUGUGGAAAGGUCCAGAUCCGAGCCUUGGCCUUGCCCUCAUUUUCCACAGAUCAUACUGAGCUGACUAGUCAGACAUGUAGAUCACAGGAGGUUGGGGGCACCUUAAUUGGGGAGGAAGGGCUCGUGGUAAUGGCUGGAGCGGAAUGAAUGGAAUGGUAUCAAAUGCAUUAAACACAUGGUUUGAUGCCAUUCCAUUUGCUCCGUUCCAGCCACCACUGAUGUAGAUGGAUUGUCCACCGAUGAUGACUGGGCCAGGGUAUGGCCUCGGGGCUUGAUUAGUUGGGACACAUUGUACGCUAGUGUUUUAAUAAUACUGCUCUCUCUAUGAUAUUGUGAUCUCUGACUGGAGGCGUUCUCUUGUUUCCCUCCCCAGAUGAGAUCAUGCAGCAAGAGAUCAGGCCCCUGCUGGCCGUCAACAUCAUAGAGCAGCUGCACCGGCAGUUUGCCCUGCUCUCAGGUAUGUAGCUAGGGGCUCUGUCUCCUCUCCUUAAUCCUGCUUCCCUCACACACAGACAGGCAGAGUCAUCACUGUAUUUCAUUGUAACGUUAUCAGUUAAAAGGUCAUUUCCAGUGUUGACCUUAAAUCAUGAUUGAGUUAUGACCAGACUUGAACCUUUUAAGACUACUGAUCGAUAGGAGUUCCUCUUAAUUACUUCCUGUCCCAGAGGUCACAGGAGGUUGGUGGCACCCUAAUUGGGGUAGAACGGGCUUGUAGUAAUGACUGGAACGGAAAUAGUGGAAUACAUCAAACACAUGGUUUCUAUGUGUUUGAUGCCAUUCCAUUUGCUCCGUUCCGGCCAUUAUUAUGAGCAGCCUUCUGUGACAGAGGUCUGAUCUGCUCCAUGACAAUAACGGCAUUAUCACAUUACACCAUGAACCAUUUCCUGCCAGGAUGUCUUCUUCUCUCUGACUAUAUUCACAAGCUUUGUUCUGAGUGCCUGAAAUGGCCACUUUUGGGAUCCGGAAGUAGUGAAUGUGUACGUACAUACGUACAGUGUACAUGCAUGCAUACAGUACUGUAUAGUCUUAUUAACACGUAUGUGAGAACAUUGAGUCCCCUAUAUCAUAUCUGUAUGCUCACAGAUCACCCAGAAGACUCUCUCAAACAUUUUCCAUCUCUGCGUUAUUUCCAUCAUAACCUUCUUGGAGCACAAAUAAAUGAGUCUUAAUCUCCUGCCAUAUCCAUAUUUGAGUUACUGGAGACAUAGAAGUGACAGAGGUGUAGAGCCUAAGCUGGGACAAUAACAGAGGUAGUUGUGGGUAGUUAUUGGGCGGGACGUCCACACCAAAGCCUCUGGCUCCACAGGGAUUGUUUCCAUUCCUUCCCACCCAUGUCAAACCACCAGGGGUCGGCCUGCUGCGCUCCUGCCAAGCUGAUGCCUCAGUCUAAAAACCCUGGCUUAGAAAAGCUAGCUUUCAGACUAAUGUAAUUUAACUGUGGAAAAAACACUGUUUUAUGACCUACACCGCAAGCCGGUUUUCAUUCUUAAUGGGUCUGUCAGUGGUCUCCAUUAUUUUUCGCAAAAUGGUGAUGCUGAUAUCUGACAGGGUCACAAACAAAGUUUUCCUCCAAUAUUACUUUCAGGCAGUACUCCUGCCCUACUUACCUUAUACCUGAAGAGGUGGUGCUGAGUGGAGUUUUCCAGGCAGCGCUGUAUUUUCUAACUCUGAUUAUUAUCUGAUGUAGUGUUGAUGUCAGUGAGAGAAGUAGACAACAGAAGCCCUGACAUAUGUAAGGAUCUCAUGUGCUGGCAGGUAUGGAUUCUUCUGCCAUCAGCAGGUAAUUGGAUGUGUCUGGCUGGGAGGACUGAUAGGUGAGGUGUCACCCUGUGGAAUGGAUGGCAGGCGAGAUGGCACAGGAAAUUAACAACAUGCUGCUUUUAGCACAAAGACAGUGACAACGUUGGAGAUUGGGAGGAGGGUGUUAUGCUUAUCUGUGUGAUUGGUACAUUUUUUUUAACCGAGCGAGAGAAGGGAGAGGCGGAGAAGUUAGUCAAUGCGUGUUGAAAGUAAAGAGCUACCGUUACCUCACCACUAAUAUCAAAGGCAAUGCUUCUUGACAUGCUCCUCAAGAAUGAGAGUAAUGUAUCAAAAUAAUGCUGGUGCCCAGACACAAGGGCCUUAAGUAGAAAAUCAGACUGCCUCGGACAAAUUAAGGCAGAGCACAAAGAUACAAUGUACAGCAGUUCCCCUCUGUCAUCCUAAACUGAACUGUUUUGACGUUGAGAAGAAUUCACCCUAAAUAAUAAGGACCACCCCUAUUCCCCGAUCUCCACUCAUGAAUGCAAGCACUGGGGGCAUGAUGACGAGUGAGAAGGAACACCUUGCUGCUCCACUAUGCUUUGUCAUAGUGAUAUACUUGUACUGAUCAAUCUCUCAUUGUAGAGAUAUAGGAUCAUGGAUUGUAAUAUGGCUGCUUCUGAUUGCUUCAUUUGUUUCAGGAUUUAAUAAGAAACAUUUUCAACAUUUUCACUAUCAAACUUGUUAAGUUGCAUGUUUCAAAUAAUUAAAUAAUGACUUAAUUGUCAAAAGAUUAUCACAUAUCAAACAUUGGCAAGCUAACAAUGCUGACAUUAUUUAACCCAAUGCCACCACCUUGUGGUUCGUUAGUAGAAAUAUAACUUUUCUAUUGACGUCAUCACCAAUAAUAUCUGUAACAGCCGAAUGUAGGAUUGCAUCCAAUUAAAUGUUUAUUUGCCUGUAGAUAUCUGGUAUAAAUAAAUGAAUGAAUGAAUGUAACAAAAUGUACACAUUUAUAACAACCUAUUGUUUUACUUCUCUAUGUGCAGGAGGAAGAGGGAAAGAUGGCGCCCCAAUCAUCACCUUCCCUGAGUACUCAGGCUUCGGCGACCUCGUAGUGGAGGACUUCCAGAAUGUUGUAACAUAUCUGACCAGUAUCCCCAGGUAUAGUAGGAGCAAUGCAUUUAAAGCUUUCUUUCCAACCAUGCAUAUUCUCCCAUGGUUAUGCAGUUCAGAUCAAUACAGCACUUUUGGUGCACUUUAUUUUCCCACAGUGGAGAACAGAGGCUUAGUGUAAUGCUACCAGUGCUUAAUUUGUAAAUUGGGAGAGCGGGGUGAUCUGGGGGGCUCUGAGAUACCGGAACGCAUACAAAAAAAUCACUGUUAUAAUAAAGUAGUGCAUGCAUUAUCAUAGCUUUUGUGUACUGGCAUAGAGCAGUAGAGUAGAAGGGCUUGCUGAAGUUGCACACAUUGGUCAAUUUUUUUGUAGCCUAGGGUCCGGGAAUUUUUUUAACCUUUUUAUAAACGUAUUUCAUGCAAUCCUACAUAAUUUUAGAUGACUGGAGACUUUAGCAGAAUCUUUUUUAAUACCUCCCAAAUGAUCGAAAUGACAUGCUACGUUAACACUGACAAACUGAGAAUCUGAGAUCAAUAAAAACGACCUCGUCUUGAAUCCAUCAAUAGCCUAGGCCUUGGUGUGUGGAGACACACAUAUUGUACAAUUAGAGGAAGAAAUUCUAGUCCUAAAAAUGCUUUCCAGUUUCACUGACUGACCCAAUGGUGCAGAGCUCACUCACCAGCGAUGGCCUAUGCGCUCGUGCCAAAAAUGGAUCUCUCUUGUUUGACUUGGUAAAACAAUGCUGUUUGCUCAAUAGGGCUAUUUGGAAGUUGAUAACCUUAUUUUUUUAUUUUAUUUAACCUUUAUUUAACUAAGCAAGUCAGUUAAGAACAAAUUCUUAUUUACAAUGACGGCCUACACCGGCCAAACCCGGACGACGCUGGGCCAAUUGUGCGCCGCCCUAUGGGACUCCCAAUCACGGCCGGUUGUGAUACAGCCUGGAAUCAAACCACGGGGUCUGUAGUGACGCCUCAAGCACUUAGAUGCAGUGCCUUAGACCGCUGCGCCACUCGGGAGCCUACAGACAGAUUAGAGCUCUCUUCACAGCAGGAUCCAUUUGCUUUACAACCUGGGUUUUACCGCGAUUGUAGACAUAUUUUAAAUAUUGGGAAAGGCCUGUUUUGGUUGCAUGCUGUUCACUAACAGAUUUGCCUCGCAUUCCUGACUGUAGGCAUGCCUUGUGAUUGGGCAGCACACAAUCCACAGUUAGGCACUUUAAAAAAAUAACAUAAGCUAUUGAUCCUCUGUGGCUAAAGUAUAGGCCUACUCCUGGUGUAGUAUUCUGAAUUGUUUCAUUUAUUUAUGAUCAGACAGGAGUAAUUCUAUAACUUUGGCAAAUGUAGCCUAUUUCAAUUUAUCACGGGUGCUGCAGCACCUCCAGCGCCCUUCCCGCAGCUAUUACAUUUACAUUUACGUCAUUUAGCAGAUGCUCUUAUCCAGAGCGACUUACAGUUAGUGAGUGCAUACAUUUUUUUUUCUUCUUCAUACUGCCCCCCCCCCCCCCCCCCCCCCCCCGUGGGAAUCGAACCCACAACCAACUGAGCUACAUCCCUGCCAGCCAUUCCCUCCCCUACCCUGGGCCAAUUGUGCACCGCCCCAUGGGUCUCCCGGUCACAGCCGGCUACGACAGAGCAAUGCGAUGCAGUGCCUUAGACCACUGCGCCACUCGGGAGUCAUGAUUCAAUAAGAAAAUAAAUGAUGAAGUGCAACGCUGAAGAGAUGAGAGUUGCAGGCUCAUGUCUAUCAGAGCAGAGAGAGAUCACAGCAAUGGCCACGCGUUGGUCUAUAUAGGCUACACUGUUGCCAAACCAUAAACCCAGGCUGGCACAACACAAAUACAUUCUUAGAAUAUCAGGCAUGUUUUCACAUUACGGUUUUUAAUGGGCAGAAUAAUUACAGAGGAGUCAACUUGAACUAACUCAGAUUGCUUUUAUUAUAAUUUUUACAUUGCAAACAGUGGAGAAAAUAAAUUCAAGCCACGAGAGGUACCGGAUCCUGGCAAAUGGGUUCUGGAACGAAACAGACCAGAAAUGAGAGAUGCCGGAUCCUGUUCUGGCAGGAUCCAGCUCAAAUUAAGCACUGAAUGCUACUGUAUAUUUGAUCAUGGCAGGUCAAAGAGUGAUGCUUCUAGCAGCACAGUGAUGCAAUGCUUUUAAAGACUGUGGCUUGAAGAAAGACAUUGGUUUACAGACGUAGUAAUGCACUGGGCACACCACAUCAUUUCAACUUGGAUAAUUGGGUAAUAUUUGGUUGAGAGGUUGAUCAGUGAGAUUAAAACCCAGUGGUGGAAAAAGUACUCAAUUGCCAUACUUGAGUAAAAGUAAAGAUACCUUAAUAGAAAAUGACUCUAGUAAAAGUGAAAGUCACCCAGUAAAAUAUUACUUGAGUAAAAGUCUCUAAAAGUAUUUGGUUUUAAAUAUAUUUAAGUAUCAAAAGUAAAAGUAUAAAUCAUUUCAAAUUGCUUAUAUUAAGCAAACCAGACAGCACAACUUUCAUGUUUUUUUAAUGUACGGAUAGCAAGGGUCACACUACAUUAUGCAGACAUAAUUUACUAUCGAAGCAUUUAUGUUUAGUGAGUCUGCCAGAUCAUAAGCAGUAGGGAUGACCAAGGAUGUUCUCUUGAUAAGUGCGUGAAUUGGACCAUUUUCCUGUCCUGCUAAGCAUUCAAAAUGUAACGAGUACUUUUGGGUGUCAGGGAAAAUGCUCAGUUGAGUAUGAAUUAUAUUAGGCCAGAUAACACAUUAAGAUGUUAGACAUGAGCAACUUCAUUCACCCUUUUGUCAGGGUAACAUAUUGAGAAUGUUAAUGACCCUCACUUAAAACCUCUUCCCUGUAAAAGACCCCAAACAUUACACAAGUCUACACAGCUCCUCUAACACUGUUAACUAUAAUGGCCUGGUUCAAAGAGUGCUGAAGUGAUUUUGUGUAAACUCUGUUUAAACUGUACAGAGACGGAGCACAGCAGUGUACUGUAGUGCCCUCUUGGAUAUGUCUUGUGACUGCAUGCUUGGAUAGCUUCACCUACCGCAUGUGUUUAUUUCCAUCUUUCCUUUGUCUAGUUUGGACGCGGCCAGCAUCGGUUUCGUUAUAAUCAUCGACCGCAGGCGGGACAAAUGGAGCUCAGUGAAGGCUUCGUUGACGCGGAUAGCGGUAUGAAUAUGUCCAUCUUUCACUUCAAACAGGGCUUUUAUCUCUUGCCUGGUUAUCCAGUCUAUUGAAGUCAAACUCAGAGAGGAGUUUAAGCACAAACAGAGGAGUUGGCCACACCACAGACAGAAUGGGCCCAAGCAAUUUUAUCUCAGCAUCAUGUAACAUUGUAAAAUAUAAUUGCGACCAAUGCUCCUAUAUCAGGAAGUCUUGUAAAAAGCAAAUCAUUUUUUGGUAUAAUCUACUGCAAAUUCUUGAGAUGUUCAAUUGAAAGUAAGCGCAGAGCAAAGCUCCCUCCACACAAAGCUAUGAGAUGGUAUGAAGCUGUGUUUUGUACCUGUGCCCACUAGGGGGCAUUUCCAGGGAACCUCCAGCUGGUGUUGGUGCUAAGGCCCUCCCGCUUCUUCCAGAGGGCCAUCGCUGACAUUGGCAUUAAGCUGCACCGGGAUGACUUUAAAAUGAAGGUACCGGUAAGAAUGCUUCGCUACCACUCACCCUUUCCAACUCGUAGAUCGUCUUAGAAAACUUUCCUCUGUGUCUGUGUGUGAGAUAGUGAUUGACCUGAUGUCAUGUGGCGUGUUGCAUGGGAGUGUGAUGUUCAACUGUAAACUAACUGCUAGAACAAUGACUGUACUCACUGCCUGUUUUGCUGGUUUAUGGAAAGCUGUAGAAUGUGACAACAUGGACAGUACCAGUCAAAAGUUUGGACAUCUACUCAUUCAAGGGUUUUUCUUUAUUUUACAAUUUUUUACAUUGUCGAAUAAUAGUGAAGACAUCCAAACUUCAAAUAGCCACCCUUUGCCUUGAUGGCAGCUUUGCACACUCUUGGCAUUCUCUCAACCAGCUUCACCUGGAAUACUUUUCCAACAGUCUUGAAGGAGUUCCCACAUAUGCUGAGCACUUGUUGGCUGCUUUUCUUUCACUCUGCCGUCUGACUUGUCCCAAACCAUCUCAAUUGGGUUGAGGUCAGGGGAUUGUGGAGGCCAGGUCAUCUGAUGCAGCACUCCAUCACUCUCCUUCUUGGUAAAAUAGCCCUUACACAGCCUGGAGGUGUGUUGGGUCAUUAUCCUGUUGAAAAACAAAUGAUAGUCCCACUAAGCCCAAACCAGAUGGGAUGGCGUAUCACUGCAGAAUGCUGUGGUAGCCAUGCUGGUUAAAUGUGCCUUGAAUUCUAAAUAAAUCACAGACAGUGUCACCAGCAAAGCACCCCCACACCAUAACACAUCCUCCUCCUCCAAGCUUUACGGUGGGAACUACACAUGCGGAGAUCAUCCAUUCACCCACACUGCGUCUAACAAAGACAUGGCGGUUUGAACCAAAAAUCUCAAAUUUGGACUCCAGACCAAAGGACAAAUUUCCACCUGUCUAAUGUCCAUUGCUCGUGUUUCUUGGCCCAAGCAGGUCUCUUCUUCUUAUUGGUGUCCUUUUAGUAGUGGUUUCUUUGCAGCAAUUCGACCAUGAAGGCCUGAUUCACACAUUCCCCUAUGAACAGUUGAUGUUGAGAUGUCUGUUACUUGAACUCUGUGAAGCAUUUAUUUGGGCUGCAAUUUCUGAGGCUGGUAACUCUAAUGAACUUAUCCUCUGCAGCAGAUGUAACUCUGGGUCUUCCAUUCCUGUGGCGGUCCUCAUGAGAGCUAGUUUCAUCAUAGCGCUUGAUGGUUUUUGCGACUGCACAUGAAGAAAAGUUAUUGAAAUGUUCAGUAUUGACUGACCUUCAUGUCUUAAAGUAAUGAUGGACUGUCAUUUCCCUUUGCUUAUUUGAGCUGUUCUUGCCAUAAUAUGGACUUGGUCUUUUACCAAAUAGGGCUAUCUUCUGUAUACCCCCCCCCACCUUGUCACAACACAACUGAUUGGCUCAAACGUGUUAAGAAGGAAAGAAAUUCCACAAAUUAACUUUUAAGAAGGCACACCUGUUAAUUGAAAUGCAUUCCAGGUGACUACCUCAUGAAGCUGGUUGCGAUAAUGCCAAGAGUGUGCAAAGCUGUCAUUUACAUUUACAUUUUAGUCAUUUAGCAGACAUCAAGGCCAAGGGUGGCAAUUUGAAGAAUCUCAAAUAUAAAAUAUAUUUUGAUUUGUUUAACACUUAUUUGGUUACUACAUGAUUCCAUAUGUGUUAUUUCAUAGUUUUGAUGUCUUCACUAUUAUUCUACAAUGUAAAACAUUGUUAAAAUAAAGAAUAACCCUUGAAUGAGUAGGUGUGUCAACUUUUGACUGGUAGUAUACAUAUAUUUCCCUUACUUCAUAAUCUUUUUGGUGAAGGCCAAUUCUCCUGCAUUAUGCCCAGACACCUACAGUAUACUGUAACUGUACACAUUUUCGAAGAUAAAAGUUGCAAAACCUCCUCAGACUCCUCACCCACCUUGUGUGUGUGUGUGUGUGUGUGUGUGCGCGCCAUCAUUACUCAAGUGUUGUAUAAUUCAAGUCAAGACAUCUGGUGAUGAACUGGAAAUAGAGAACUGGAAUAAAUCAAACACCACAGAAGCCUGUAUUAACAUUAUGCCAUGAUAAUUAUUGUCUAACCCUGAAAAUAGAUGAGAAAACCCAGACUGAUAAUGCAGAAGAUGCCCUAACGUCUAUAACACACAGCAAUGUAUGUGCAUUUGUUUCACUACAGAUUGUGAUGCUCAACUCCCUGUCUGACUUGCAUGGCUACGUGGAUAAGGGCCAGCUAACAUGUGAUCUUGGUGGGAACCUGGAGUACUGUCACAGCCAGUGGAUCCACCGCCGGACAGUGAGUUACCAUGACAUUGGCCUUUGACCAUACAGCAGUUAUUUUCUGGAUUCACUGGAAACAAUACAAAGUGUGUGUUUUUGCUGUCAGGCCAUUGAGAACUUUGCUGUGACUGUGAAGACCACGGCCCAAAUGCUGCAGAAGUUUGGUACAGACCUGGCAGAGACGGAGCUGCCCAAUGAUGUGCAGUGCACCAAAGACCUACUAACUACUCACACUGAGAAGCACGACAAACUCAGGGUAGGGCUCUGCUUCAGCAUCAACAUAAUACCACUGAACCUGGCUUCCUACAAUAGUUCACUUGUACUCAUGGCUAGCAAUGGGUUCUAUCAUAGCCUGUGGCAAAGUAGUUUAACCACAAGCACCAAUGACCUAGAUAACAAUCAGAGUAUUCUAUGUCCAAACCAGACUGCUGAUCUGGAGCAUAUAUUUAAGCAAUAAGGCCAGAGGAGGUGAGGUAUAUGGCCAAUAUACCACAGCUAAGGGCUGUUCUUAUGCAGGACACAACGCGGAAUGCCUGGAUACAGCCCUUAGCCGUGGUAGAUUGGCCAUAUACCACAAACCCCUGAGGUGCCUUAUUGCUAUUAUAAACUGGUUACCAGUAAAAAUAAAUGUUUUGUCAUACCCAUGGUAUACGGUCUGAUAUACCACGGCGUUCAGCCAAUCAGCAUUCAGGGCUUGAACCACCCGGUUUAUAGUGGUAUUUAAUUAAUUCUUUCAUUUUGACAGGAUGAACAGAAAUUAGCGAUGAAACAGGGAACCACUCUAUUGGGCUGUAUCAAAGAGCAGGCUGCCAAGUCUGAGAACCACAAACUAAACCCAGACGAGAUGGAGAACCACACCACAGUGGAAAGGUUGGUUACUGGAGAUGGAAGCUCCUAAUAAAAUCAUUUGUAUGUGUUCAGUUCACAAAUGAUUUAAAUGAUAGAAUUUCUCACUAAAAGUAUAUUCCAGAGGUGGAUAAAGAUGCUGCAUAUGAUGUCAUAUGUCCAUGUUGUAUUUCAGGUUGUUGGCCCAGCUAGAUGAGACAGAGAACGCUUUUGAACAGUUCUGGUCUAAACAUCACCUCAAACUGGAGCAGUGCCUACAGUUACGCCAUUUUGAGCAUGACUUCCGAGAGGUACGUAUGUUACUGUGACAGAGUCCCUGUCUGCUGACUGCUGUGGUCAGCAGGUUUAGCUUAAUCACGUUAACAAAGAAAGCUGGACAGAACACAGCCUGGCUAUUUGUGUUCCCCCAGAGAGAGCAAUUACAAGUAGCCAUUACAAUGUAAUACUUUGUCCAAAAAUAGUUGCUUACCCUUCACUUUUCUCAGUUUUAAUUACACAUGCUUUUUUAUGUUUGCAACUUCACGCUUACAGUAUAUAAUGCUUCCUCUCAAGCCUAUGUGUUUGGAAAUACUGUACAUACGUCCUUAACCUCCUGCUCUCUCUGUGUCCACUCCCCAGGUGAAAGUGUCAUUGGACAGUCUGAUGGUGACUCUAACAGCCCUGUCAGAUAUUGGGGACUGUGUCACCCGGGUAGAGAUGUUACUGAAGGACCUCAAGACCUUAGAGGAGAAGGCUCAGGUCAGCCCAGUCCCAUAACAAACGUUAUAUGAGAUGUAACAUCUAAACCUUACAGUACAAAGCACAGUGUAUCCACUAUGUCUGUCUUAGCACAUGUUCAUCAGCCUUUGAUUGAAUUGAAUGUGAGUCUAACAUGGAUGUGGUCAUGUGAGAUGAAUGGCUCUCUGACUGUUGUGUGCGUGUCAGGAGUCGUUAGAGAAGGCCCAGCUCCAUGCCCUACACGGGGACCAGCUGAUUCAGAGCAACCACUAUUCUGUGGACUCCAUACGGCCCAAGUGUGUGGAGCUUCGACGCAUCUGUGACGACUUCACCAACGAGGCUAAGAAAAAAUACGACAUCCUCUCCAAAUCACGGCAAAUACACAAAGGCAUGGACAAGGUGGGUUACAUAGGAGGCUCCUCAUCUCUAUAUUGCUGUCAGAAAAGGCAAUGUCCUCUUGGAGAGAUUGUUUGCAUUAUUAUACACAUCAUUUACACAUUAUCUCAUAAAUUCAAAUAACUUUCACAAAGUUUCCCUCUUCCGUCUAGGUCAGUGGUAUUUAAACUCUUUCAGCGAAGCAAUAAAUACAUUUACUCAAUCAAAUUGUAUUUUUCAAAUGAUCUUUCUCAAAAACACUUGUACAGUAUAUUGUCACAUACAAUAAUCAGUACUCGUAUUUUAUGGUUCCUAAACAACUAUACAUGCCAUGUAUAACGUUAGUGGUUCAAAAUAUACAAUAGUGCCAUUUAAAUGAGCCAAGAUAUACUACUGAUAUGGAGCCUAGACAGUACCUACUGUAGUUGUUUAUUCGUUCAUGUGUUCUCUGGUGGUUGCAGGUGAACCAGUGGUGUGAGUCGGGGGUGUACCUGCUGGCCUCUCAGGCAGUGGACAAGUGCCAGUCCCAGGAAGGGGCUGAGGCAGCCCUGCAGGACAUUGAGAAGUUCCUGGAGACUGCCAAGGAGAAUCAACUGAGUGAACUCAAGAACAUCCACAACCAGUAUGAGCUAGUCCUCAACGCUGAAGUCAAGGUAUGUGCAGUGCUCCCUUAAUUCACUAAUGGAAUCCUAAUUCCUGGAGUUGUCAGCCUACGGAAGAACAAUGGUCCUAUUUGUUGACCCCUGGUGUGUGCUUUCCAUCAGGCCAAUGUACAAAAGGCUCUAAAGAGGCUGGACGAUGUACAGGAGAUGUUUGAGAAGAGACAGGUCAGUCUGAAGAAGCUGUCAGCCAAACAGACCCGGCCCGUCCAGCCUGUGGCCCCCCGGCCUGAGUCCUCUCCUAAACGGCCUGCGCCUCCCAAAACACCCAGGACCACCGGCCCUGCCCCUGGUAAGUCUCCCCCAUAGAGAUAGUUAAAGGGCUCAACUUGGAUGUAGCCCCCUUUAUCAUGGGGAUUUCCAUUGAGAGCUUCCACCAUUUUAAAGUAGUCAACUGGGUGGGGAUUCCUAUGGGUUGGGAGCUAUCAGCCAAUGAUCAGAGCAUUGUCUUCUUCAAAUUGGGUGCUAUGGUGUGUAAAUUAAUUUAAGCUCUAUCACUGACAUCUAAUGGCCACAGUAAAUGAAGGACAAUAUUUGGUUGAGCACUUCAGCACUCCAGGUGGGGGUAAAUCACCAAUACUAGCUUUACACUUUUUUUCAAACACAAAAUAAGAAGAAAACUGACUACUUUAAAAUGGAGAUAGCCUCAAUGGAGCUGCUCAUUCUGUCACAGACGGCAUAAUGGCACAAAUACAAAGUUGAGACCUCUUUCCAUCUGUAUGGUCUCCACCCACUUGACCUAACCACAAACUUUACCUGCCUGCAAUACAAGAUCAUAGUAGAAACAUAGUCUGUACUUUACUUUCCAGGAAGCAAAGUAAUUUUCUAGUUUAAGACAAUGUAUGUGUUUAAAACCUUACAAACUGAGGCUUGUAAAGGAAGUCUAUUGUAUUCACUGCGGUAAUCUACCUAUGACAGGAAGAGGACAUAGCUUUGGGCCAGGGCCUCCUGCCGUUGUUCCACACAGAGAGAAUGGCAAAACGACUGAUGUUUCAACCAGGAUCCCUAGAUGUCUCUAUGCCUUUAUGUCAAACAUUCCGCUUUAAUUUUUUUAACUUUCUCUUUCUUCCUUUUCCCAUCCCUGUUCUGCAACCAUUUCUAGCGCUCAGUCGAAGGAUCUCUGAGAACUCUAGUGCCACAAAGCAGCCCACGGAGGCUGAGCUCGCAAAAAGGAAGAAUGUAAGCCGCAAAGUCAAAGGGAGCCUCAAGGUAAGAUCUAUGGACAUCUCUAGACAAUUGAACCUGAAAUGGUUCAGCCUCAUCUACAACAACAACAACAACAACAGUCUUAUUUUUUGUUGGCUAGCCACUGGUCCAUUUGUAUGACAGUGUUCCGCCAAAUCCUCUUCUAUAAUUCAUCAGAACAUAACUCUUGGUCAAUGGUAGUCUGGGAGAAGUCGUCAUGGGGGUGUCCAGUUUCACCAUCUUCUGUUUCAUGCCUUUCCCAACUGAACCCUGCGGGGAUGAGAAACCCUAGUUUCAAAUCAAUUAUACACCUUUUGCCCUGACCACAUCACGUCUGUCUGAUAAAUAGGAAUAAUGUGCCAUACUAGUCAUGCAUGAUAAGCCUGUCAUCUUAUCUAAAUGUUAGCACUAUGACCAUGAGGCUGACGUUUGAAAGGAAAUAGGGGCCUCCAAGGAAUGUGUCACCCUUUCACCUGUCCAUGACUGCAUCAAUGUGUGUUUGUGUCCCCAGAUUGAGGUAAUGCAUGAGGCAAGCCAGGGAGGCUCCAGCCACGUCCUGGUGACGAACGAGACCGAGGAGAGUCUUUCAAACAGACGGAGGUAA
This is a messenger RNA of Coregonus sp. 'balchen', 20036 nucleotides long. The record is from the annotation of a GenBank genome assembly. Lineage: Eukaryota; Metazoa; Chordata; Actinopteri; Salmoniformes; Salmonidae.